Botrytis sinoallii is the source of this 965-nucleotide messenger RNA. RefSeq lists its product as uncharacterized. Bases 179 to 802 code for a protein of 207 amino acids. The record is from RefSeq and is a predicted model, not a curated record. The transcript has 2 exons. Lineage: Eukaryota; Fungi; Ascomycota; Leotiomycetes; Helotiales; Sclerotiniaceae.
GUGGAACGCAAAAGUCCUCAUUGCAUAAAUAUACCCAUCCAGAUCCUCGAUUUUCUUUUCAAUUGCUCUGCAAUCGUCUCAUAAUACUUCGUUGGACUUUCAAUGAACUACAAACCAAAACAUCUAUCCUCCACUUCAAAUCAAACUAUUCUUCUCCCUUACACCUUCUAACCUAAUCAUGACCACUCUCUUCUGCUGUGAUUCCCUCGAGUCCUUUCGUCCUCAACAACUCACCCACCAACAGAAAUUCACCAGCUUCAAAGUCUGGGCCGACUACCCUCGCUCCUCCUCCGUCACACCUCCCAAGGACUCAGGAGCUGACUCCAACCCCAUCGCUCCUACCACCCCGUACGCCAUCCAAUUUGUCCAACAAGUCAACUACGGUCCUCUUGAAUCUAAACGCUACUUCAUCCCCGAUGACACCUCCCCGGGAGAUUUUAUCGAGAUCACCGAACAGCAUCUGAUCCAAGCCAAUUAUCAGAAGUUGAAUUCAUAUAAGAACUUCAAAUGCACCUCUCAUAAUAAAUUCUUCGAGGUGAAUUUGUAUCAGAAGGAUCCGGUGAAUGUACAUCACUGGCGAACAAAUAUUGCGAGGGCCGGCGGGGAGAGAUCGAUCUUUGAGGCGAAGGUUGGAGGAGGGAAGUGGGGAAAUGGAUCUGUGGUCUUGAGUUUCUUGGUUCUUGUUGUUUUGCUGUGCUGUGCUGGUGAUUUGGAUGGAUAUCAUGAUACUUGCUGUACUGUGCUGUGCUGUGCUGUGCUACUGUGUUGGAUUGCAAUUUUCAUUCAGAAUUUCUUGGGAUGAAAUACAAUAGUUGGAUAUGCAGAUGUGUGCAAAAUUUUGGACGGAUUUGAAUGGUUUUGAUCCAUAAUUUCACUAUUUCACUAUUUCACUAUUUCACUCAACGAUUUUCUGAAUGAAAGGAAGAGUGAGGUGCACUAAAAUUUACUAGAGAUUGUGAAUGCAG